Protopolystoma xenopodis is the source of this 213-nucleotide messenger RNA. Lineage: Eukaryota; Metazoa; Platyhelminthes; Monogenea; Polystomatidea; Polystomatidae. The record is from the annotation of a GenBank genome assembly.
AUGCUUCCCCGGCAAUUACAAGCGAAAGUCGAUGAUCGUUUUGAAAGAUUAGUUUCAAAGAUAGAGCAGUCGGCUAAAACUGGCCAGGUAUUUACCACCAGUGAGUUCGAAGCUGCUUUGGAAGAUGAUCUUCCCAUGUGUGGAGAGUACGGUGAUACCGACUUGCGUACGUUUUAUCUUAUUUUAGUAUCCUCUGAUGUUGCACAAGAUUAA